Messenger RNA from Oryzias latipes (Japanese medaka), 1658 nucleotides. RefSeq names its product PRELI domain containing 3 (gene prelid3b). NCBI's taxonomy places the organism in Eukaryota, Metazoa, Chordata, Actinopteri, Beloniformes, Adrianichthyidae. Gene Ontology annotation, cellular component: mitochondrial intermembrane space. The record is from RefSeq and is a predicted model, not a curated record.
GUGUUACCGUGGUUCGGAUAUCCGUGACCGGCUUUUACAGUCCCCUCGCUGCUGUUCUCGCCUGGACCGGUCACCGACUAAAAUAAUGAAGGUUUGGACCUCCGAACACGUAUUUAACCAUCCUUGGGAAACGGUGACCAAGGCUGCAAUGCAGAAGUAUCCCAACCCCAUGAACCCAAGUGUGAUUGGAGUGGAUGUUCUAGACAGACGCGUGGACCACCGGGGUCGCCUCCACAGUAAAAGACUUCUCAGCACAGAGUGGGGUCUUCCAUCCAUAGUGAAAUCUCUCAUCGGAAGUUCAAGGACAUACACCUACAUUCAGGAAAACUCUGUGGUGGACCCCAAAGAGAAAACUUUUGAACUUCAAUCUGCAAAUAUAACGUUCACAAACAUGGUGUCUGUGGAUGAGCGGUUAACCUACAAACCACAUCCAGAAGAUCCAGAGAAAACAAUACUGACUCAAGAAGCCAUCAUUUCUGUGAAAGGGGUUAGCCUUAGCAGUUACCUGGAAGGAGUUAUGGCCAGUACCAUCUCUAAUAAUGCUGGAAAGGGCCGUGAAGCCAUGGAGUGGGUGAUCAGGCAACUCAAUGCAGAGAUCGAGGAGCUGGCAGCCACAGCGCGUGGGACCUUACGGGCCCCGAUGGCUGCAGCAGUCACAGAGAAAUGACACACACUUCCUGUUUUGUUUUUGUUAGUUCCGUCUAAGUUGCACUGCUUAUCUAUACAACCAGUCCUUCGUUGGGCUGCUCUGGUGCUCUUGGUUUUCUGUAUUACUCGAGCGGCACACUUUGCCAUCUAUAUUCUAUCUAUUCAGUGAGAUGACAGUGAUUUUAGGAUCAAGUGGAUGUGACGCGCUCAGGAAAGAUGGAAACACUACCUGUCUUUGUGUGCUCAGAGUUUGACUUUAAAGGCACCAGAUAUGGAAGAAAAGUGCCAAAGUUGAGACGGUUGUACUUUCAGAUCUCAUGUUCUGUUAAAAAAAAAAAAAAAACUGUUCCUCAACACAGCCGACUGCACUCACACUAACUUAGGAAGGUAGAUGUAUAAAUGUAAGCAGUUCAAAGGAAACAGGUGGAGAACUCUACUCCAUCUAUCUAAGCGAUCCGAACUUUCAGGGCCAGUUUGAUUUCUUUAUUAGAACUAUUUCUGUAAUGUUUCUCUGCGGGACCUCAGCAAUACCAACACUGUCUCUUUAUUUUUGUUUUUUAGGCAAAGCCUGAAUGAAUGUACUGUUGUAUAAAGACUUAUUGUAUUAUUUAAGUUAAAAGAAGGGAUCAAUGUUCUCGCCAUAUUUAUAUUUUUAUAGUAAGACCUUGUCAGAUUCUGCCUUUCUGUCAAUGUAAAUGUGUCGUCUGUCAACUUUAAGUUAAAUGCAGAAAUUGAACGUUUAACAUCCAGUCGGCGGUCUUUCAGUUUAAAGGUCGCUGCAGGUGCUGCACAAUGAAGCCGCUGUAACUGUAUGAACUGUUCUAUGGUAUUGUAGACGCCUUCUUUGAUACAAUAUUUCUAAAACUUUAAAGAAUGUAUUUAUUUAGAAAAACUGUUUAUUUCUUGCUAGUCUUUACAUCAAAAAAGAAUGUACAACUAAAGAAAUGUUACCUGUGAACAGGAGAAAAAAAAUGAAUAUAAGAAUAAAAGUAAAAUAUUUUAACUUAAAA